AUGUGUCCUAAAGGUUAUGAAGACAGCAUGGAGUUCCCAGACCACAGUAGACAUUUGCUGCAGUGUCUGAGCGAGCAGAGGCACCAGGGCUUCCUUUGUGACUGCACCGUCCUGGUGGGAGAUGCCCAGUUCCGCGCGCACCGAGCUGUGCUGGCUUCGUGCAGCAUGUACUUCCACCUCUUUUACAAGGACCAGCUGGACAAAAGGGACAUUGUUCAUCUGAACAGCGACAUUGUUACAGCCCCGGCUUUCGCGCUCCUGCUUGAAUUCAUGUACGAAGGGAAACUCCAGUUCAAAGACUUGCCCAUUGAAGACGUGCUCGCAGCUGCCAGUUACCUCCACAUGUACGACAUCGUCAAAGUGUGCAAAAAGAAGCUGAAGGAGAAAGCCACCACCGAGGCGGACAGCACCAAGAAGGAGGAGGACGCCUCCAGCUGCUCGGACAAAGUCGAGAGCCUCUCGGACGGCAGCAGCCACAUGGCGGGCGACCUGCCCAGCGACGAGGACGACGGCGAGGACGACAAGCUGACCCUCCUGCCCGGCAAAAGGGACUUGGCGGCCGAGCCCGGCAACAUGUGGAUGCGCCUGCCCUCGGACUCGGCGGGCCUGCCCCCGGCCGGCGGGGACGCAGAGCCACACGCCGCGGCAGCUGGAAAAACAGUGGCCAGCCCCUGCAGCUCCACAGAGUCUUUGUCCCAGAGGUCUGUCGCCUCCGUGAGGGAUUCGGCAGAUGUUGACUGUGUGCUGGACCUGUCUGUCAAGUCCAGCCUGUCAGGAGUUGAAAAUCUGAACAGCUCUUAUUUCUCUUCACAGGACGUGCUGAGAAGCAACCUGGUGCAGGUGAAGGUGGAGAAAGAGGCUCCGUGUGAGGAGGGCGAGGUGGGCGCUAAUGACUAUGACAUGGAGCAUAGCGCCGCGAAAGAGAGCGGGGGCGCUAACGCCCGCGGGCCGUACGAGCCGGCGCACCUGGCUCCGCUGCGGGAGGACUCGGUGUUGAGGGAGCUGGAGCGCGAGGACAAGGCCAGCGACGACGAGAUGCUGAGCCCGGAGCACGAGCGCGGCCCGGCCGAGGCGGCCGUGGACGGCGGCCUGCUGCCCUACGUGUCCAACAUCCUGAGCCCGGCCGGCCAGAUCUUCAUGUGCCCGCUGUGCAACAAGGUCUUCCCGAGCCCGCACAUCCUGCAGAUCCACCUGAGCACGCACUUCCGCGAGCAGGACGGGCUGCGCGGCAAGCCGGCCGCCGACGUCAACGUGCCCACCUGCUCGCUGUGCGGCAAGACUUUCUCGUGCAUGUACACGCUCAAGCGCCACGAGCGGACCCACUCGGGCGAGAAGCCCUACACGUGCACGCAGUGCGGCAAGAGCUUCCAGUACUCGCACAACCUGAGCCGCCACGCCGUGGUGCACACGCGCGAGAAGCCGCACGCCUGCAAGUGGUGCGAGCGCAGGUUCACGCAGUCGGGGGACCUGUACAGACACAUCCGCAAGUUCCACUGUGAGUUGGUGAACUCCUUGUCUGUCAAAAGCGAGGCCCUGAGCUUGCCCGCGGUCAGAGACUGGACCUUAGAAGAUAGCUCUCAAGAACUCUGGAAAUAA
Molecule: messenger RNA, 1596 nt
Organism: Puma concolor (puma)
Lineage: Eukaryota; Metazoa; Chordata; Mammalia; Carnivora; Felidae
Gene: ZBTB18
Product: zinc finger and BTB domain containing 18
Biological process (GO): regulation of transcription by RNA polymerase II
Cellular component (GO): nucleus
Molecular function (GO): DNA-binding transcription factor activity, RNA polymerase II-specific; protein binding
Source: RefSeq, a predicted model, not a curated record